CAUGAAUGAGAAGGCAAAUUUAUUUGAGGAUGAGUUUGAAGUAUGUAUAAAAGGAGAUGCAGUUUUGGAUAAACUCAAAAAUUUUUUUUCUACCCAUGCUUUUAUUUAUACAAUUUGAACGAAAACAUCAACAACAAAAGCAGCUUUAUUAUUUCACUAUUUUUCUUUUCUUAUUCUGGUAAUUUCUUAGGAGGAUUGAGGGGAGGAAAAAAAAAAAAAAAACCAAACUUAGAAGGAAGCCUACUAAAAAUGCUUACAGAAAAGGGAGGAGGAUACUUAUGCACUUUGAAGAACUAAUAAUUCUUCUCCAGGAACUGAAGUGUUCAACAUUGUAUCUGAAGUUAUGUUGGCUUUCCAGUCCACUUUGUGAUUUAAUUAUGUUCUGAUUCUUUUUUUUCCUUUGCAAUUUUGUUAACUGGAUUGAAAGGGGUAAAAGCGUAAAGGUGGAACAAAUGAUCUUCUGAUGCAUUAUAUCAUAAGAUUCUUAGUUUAGUACACUAAUUUUCAGUUUCUUCUGUCAAAAAUAAGUGUUAAAAUUUUUUUCUUGUUGCUGCUCAAUAUAAUUUGGAGAUUCUAGAUGUGUAAAAGGUGUAGUGUGGUAUUUAAUGGAGUCUGCAGCUGGCUUAGUUUUAUUGCAAUAACUGAUGUGGCAGGAACAAUGUUCUUAUUAUAGUUUGAGCUUUAAUAGGAAGACAACAGGGCCAAAAAUUAGGUUAGGUAGCAUGGACAGGAACAAAAAGCAAAAGACAGUUACUCGUCAAUGGAGACCAAUAUCUACUGAAGCCAGUUCUGUUGAUGAAUCCCUGAUAAAAGAUGUGACUGUUGAGUCAGAAAAUGAAGAUCAACUUCAAGAAGUACACUUUUCAUCUGGCUCCUUUUCAAAUACUAAACAAGUGACUGUAACUGAAGUAACUCAGUCAACUGUCAGUUCUAUCCUGGACAAUAAUACCGAAAAUAAAGUUUUAGAAGGAGGGUCUGUGCUUUCUAUGGAGAAGCAUUCACUUUCCAUUGAGGUAGGUGCCUCUCUAAUUCGGUUUAUCAAAGGAAAAGGAGGAUCUACACAGCAAAAAAUUGAAGAGGAGAUGGGAGUUAAGAUUUUCAUUCCAUCAUCAAAGGAGGAGGAAUCUAUUAUCAUUGAAGGAAGUUCAAUUGAUAGUGUAACUAGUGCUUCAGAAAAGAUACAAGCUAUUAUAGAUGAGGCAGUUAACAGCCCAGGUCUCAAUUAUUCCCACUUCAUAUCUCUUCCACUAGCUAUUCACCCAGAAUUGGUUGAUAAGUUAGUGAAUUUUCAGAACUCGAUAUUGGAAAUUAGUGAUGCUUUCCUGGAUGAGACCGUGGAGAGUGAUCCCAAUGAAGGUACUUCUGAUAAUGAAGAUAAGGACCAAGAGUUCAGUAGAGGAUCUGAUGUUGCAGUUGAACUUAAAGUUGAAGAUGACAAAAAUGUUAAAGUGGAUCUAACUAGCGUGCCUCUUGUUAGUUACGCACCUAAAGCAUCAAAGCCAUCUACUUUAUCUGACUUGGGAAUAGACAAAUCUAUAUUUAUCAAACCUACAGCAUUUCACUUAACUGUGCUUAUGUUGAAGCUCUGGAAUAAGGAGCGAAUUGAUGCAGCUACUGAGGUUUUGAAGAGUAUAUCAUCAAAAGUGAUGGAUGCGUUGGAUAAUCGACCACUCUCUAUCAGACUUAAGGGGCUGGAUUGCUUGAGAGGUUCUAUGGCAAAAGCCCGUGUUCUCUAUGCAACUGUAGAAGAAGUUGGAAAUGAGGACCGCCUUUUACGUGCCUGUCAGGUCAUUAUUGAUGCAUUUGUUGAGGCUGGACUUGUCCUAGAGAAGGACGCUAAACAUAAGUUAAAGUUGCAUGCCACAGUGAUGAAGACAAGCCAUAGGAGAGGGGAGAAGAGAAGAAAAAACGAUUACUUUGAUGCUCGAGGUAUUUUCAAGAAGUUUGGAUCUGAGGAAUGGGGGGAGUAUCUCAUACGUGAAGCUCAUCUUUCACAACGUUUUGUGUAUGAUGAGAAUGGAUAUUAUCAUUGUUGUGCUUCAAUACCUUUUCCCGAAGGCAUGCAGGUGGAUUGAUUUACAACAUGAAAUUUGUAAUCUAACUUAUUCUUGAAUGGGAAGCUGGCAAGAUUACAUAAAUGGAAUUUAUUAAUGUUUGUGUUGCA
Messenger RNA from Hevea brasiliensis (rubber tree), 2164 nucleotides. RefSeq lists its product as uncharacterized. Gene Ontology annotation, molecular function: RNA binding. NCBI's taxonomy places the organism in Eukaryota, Viridiplantae, Streptophyta, Magnoliopsida, Malpighiales, Euphorbiaceae. Gene Ontology annotation, biological process: regulation of DNA-templated transcription; DNA alkylation repair. Gene Ontology annotation, cellular component: nucleus. The record is from RefSeq and is a predicted model, not a curated record.